AUGAAGCUGAAAUUUCUGCCCAAGCCCAUAGGGACUAGGUCCCAUCUGGCCUGUAUCUUUGUAUCCAAGGAGGGGGGCUGCGACAAGGCAACUCCUCCCCCCCGUGCUCAUAUUGUACCAGGAACCCUUUCAUGCUAUCCAGUAAGCUAUUCCACCCAGAUAGUGAAGCAGCGCCUGGGCUCCUCCACCCAGUUAUCCCUGGCAGUCGACAGGUAUGCAUCAGGUGGCGCAGGCUUGGACUGGAGCAGCGGAGCCAAGCCAGGAGGAACUUACUGGGCCGAAACUGUAAUAUCCAGUGGGACAGCAAAUGGUACAGGAGCUGCGGAGGUCUGGAGGAAGCCAAGUCGGGAGCAGCCUGUAAAGGUAGACUCCCCCACUGCGGUGGUCCCAGGCCUCGCUUUCACGGACCGCCUAUGCUGUGAGGGGCUAAAAUGGGUGGAAGGUCGUGCCCGCGAGUGA
Pelobates cultripes (western spadefoot toad) is the source of this 459-nucleotide messenger RNA. The record is from the annotation of a GenBank genome assembly. NCBI's taxonomy places the organism in Eukaryota, Metazoa, Chordata, Amphibia, Anura, Pelobatidae.